Salmo salar (Atlantic salmon) is the source of this 3618-nucleotide messenger RNA. RefSeq names its product growth/differentiation factor 6-A-like. Gene Ontology annotation, cellular component: extracellular region. Lineage: Eukaryota; Metazoa; Chordata; Actinopteri; Salmoniformes; Salmonidae. The record is from RefSeq and is a predicted model, not a curated record. Gene Ontology annotation, biological process: BMP signaling pathway. Gene Ontology annotation, molecular function: growth factor activity; cytokine activity.
UCGAGGGCGCGAACGCACUUCUCUGGUGAGAAGGGAACGCAGAAGUCUAGCUCUGACGCGCAGUCUAUCUUCAGCUCUUGCUGUCUAAAAUCGCUUCAUUGCGGAGAGGGCUUCGAAACAUCUUUGGGACACUACCACCAUGGACGCAUUUCAAGUACUAUCGUUAUAUUUGUUACUCAUCUUCAUUUGGAAUAUACCAUGUUUUCAGUCAGCUGCCAUCAUAUCUCCCUCUGUGCCAAGGAGAAACAAGGGAGCCAAGAUCCUUCAUGAUGGACAAAGGUCAACCAAAUUUCCCAAAGAGAUCUUCGCAUCUUCUCCAAUCUUAAGCCAUCACCGAGAAGAUUUUAAUAAGGACGCAAUUGUGCCCCACGAUUACAUGCUCUCCAUAUACAGGACGUAUUCGGCUGCAGAGAGACUCGGACUAAACGCAAGUUUUUUCCGCUCCUCAAAGUCUGCAAAUACCAUAACAAGUUUUGUGGACAGAGGAACAGACGAUCUCUUGCACUCUCCUUUGCGAAGACAAAAGUAUCUGUUUGAUGUCUCAACCCUUUCAGACAAAGAGGAGUUGGUUGGAGCUGAAUUAAGGAUAUUUAGAAAAGUACCCGGGGAUUUGCAAACGUCCCCGACAGGUCUCUAUGACAUUCAAUUACUCUCCUGUCGAUCAGAACGGCUACUGGAUGCAAGAUCCCUUGAUCCUCUGGAUUCCCGAAAACCAGGAUGGGAGGUUUUGGACGUGUGGGAAAUGUUUAAAAACCGGUAUCACUCCGCCCAGGGGAGCCAGCUUUGUCUCCAGCUCAAGGGCACUCUUGGUAAAUCAGAAAUGGAAAUCGAUUUAAAACAGAUGGGAUUUGACAGAACCGGUCGAACUCAGCAAGAGAAGGCCAUCUUGGUGGUUUACACCAGGUCCAAGAAAAGGGAGAACCUGUUCAACGAAAUGAAAGAGAAGAUCAGGUCUCGCGGAUCAGGGAGCAGGUCGGAGGAGGAGCGGGGCCUGCGGUUCAAAGCCAGGCGCCGACGGAGGACUGCAUUGAACAAUCGGCAUGGGAAAAGACAUGGCAAGAAGUCCAAAUCUAGAUGCAGCAAAAAGGCUCUGCACGUUAAUUUCAAAGAGCUAGGGUGGGAUGACUGGAUCAUUGCGCCAUUGGAUUACGAGGCGUACCACUGUGAGGGCGUGUGCGACUUUCCUUUGAGAUCGCAUUUAGAGCCAACAAACCAUGCCAUCAUUCAAACUCUCAUGAAUUCAAUGGACCCCAAUAGCACACCUCCUAGCUGUUGUGUUCCCACCAAACUCAGUCCCAUCAGCAUUCUUUACAUAGACUCGGGCAAUAACGUUGUGUACAAACAGUAUGAGGACAUGGUGGUAGAGCAGUGUGGCUGCAGGUAGCGUCCUUUUCUUCUGCGUAUUUAAACCCCGCAAAAUCAAAGAUAAGUCAUUCGGUCCAGGUCAGUAUAUGAAAGCUGUGGCAUAUCUUAAGCAUAUAGACCCAUGCGUUCUUGCCAUAUCAUGGUGCGCCUAAACUUCACUCAAAAGGGAUCCGCGAGAGACAUUAUUUGUAGUGUAGGCCUAUGCAAGCAUAUUUAUUUUGGUCAAAUUUAAACUCAGUACCAUCUCACAUAGCCUUAGAUGUCCAAUUGUUGUGUUAAACUAAUACCUACUCUUAGCCUACAUUUCCGUCCAUCUGAUAUGUUUUUCAAGAGCAUAGUGUAUUGUUUUGCGAGGCCCGGACAUGGAUAGACACGUCGUCAUAAACCAUUAGUCCGCAGUAGAGGAGUGGGUAUCAACAUGCUAGUGAUAUGCUAUUAUUUAUCAUUUUCUGAGCAGACUUGGAAUUGUUGGUCUUCCAUCAGUGGAUUCUGUCCGAAAUGGGCACAGUGGAAUGCACCUGUUCAAACUAGGCCGCAGUCACGGGAUAGCCCUUGUGCAUUGUUGCAGCUCCCUGCAACGGUCUUGCGAAGAGGACUCAUUUGUAGCGGGUGUUUCCAGGCUCACUGCCAGUGUCCAGCUGAAACUAUCGAGCUCUUCUGAUGCGUUAUCAAUCGGCCCUAGCACCCCCCCCCUCUCUCCAAUCUCUCUCUUUCAAAUCUAUUUCUCUCUCUCUCUUUCUCUCUCUCUCUUUCUCUCUCGCUCUCUCUCUAAAAGGUGAAUGUAAUCUACCAAACACACAAUGGGCUCUGAGGAAAAGAGAUAGCGCAGGUAUGCCUACAAGAGAUUUCCCUGUGCGUCCGGUUUCAUCAGAAUGGAGUGCGCGCUCGAGUCAUCACAGCCUGCGGGCAACAAAUGCAAGACUAAACAGACGAUUCUAAACAUGGGCUCCAUGGACAUAGGCAUUCAUAUUGUGCCUGCCAUUGACAGCUGACUGUAUUUCCAUGACUUGCUGAAGGCACAGUGAAAGGCAGUUGGACCCGGUUGGGCACAGGAGCACGUGGGGACACCAAAGGCCACGUUAAAUAAUCAAGACAAACAUUUGCAUCUUCAACGUCUGCAUCUUUACUAAAGGCACUUCCACAACUGAGUGCGCCAAUGUCAUGUAGUCAGGAAGAACACCCUUUUCAUGAUAAAUCGACUGACAAGAAAAGACUCGCAAACGAGAUAUUUAAAUGCACAUUAGCUUUGAAUGCACUGCUGUUCAUUAUUUGAGCUGUAAAUAUUUGUAUAGUUAAAACUUUACAAGUGCAACUUAUGAAGAAAUGACAAAAGGCAUUUCUUUGUAAAUGUACAUACUUUAAAUGCACUCAAAUCGUUAUAAUAUCUAUUCUAUAAUAAUUUUAUUAAUUGUGAUGUACAGAGUUUCAUGAUAAUCAUAUAUUUCUUACAUUGAUGAGAGUAAUUUAAGCUGUAUAAAAAAUGUUGAGGGUGCAAAUACCAUUAUUGAUGUCUACCUCAUAAUUACCUAGGUUCUGAGUUCUGAGGUGCAUUCAACUGUGUUAAAAUCUUUUGAAAUGAUAUAUGAAAUUAUACAUUUAUAUAGGCCAAUAUAUAUAUAUAUAUAUAUAUAUAUAUAUAUAUAUAUAUAUAUAUAUAUUAAUGGAUAUUAUUCCACACUAUUACUGUACUAAUAAAGUGAAGAACAAAACAUCCAACACUCUUGUACUUCGGAUGACUUAACUCCCCUCUUUAAUUUCCCAGAAAUCUGCUGAGUUGAUCCGCUGUGACAGAGUGAGACUGUGUUGGACAGAGAGAAAACAUAGUUUUUAGGUGAUUUGUAACUCUGCUUGUUUCUAAUGAAGUUACAGAUAUGAGUCACCCUAAUUACAGUACCUAACGUUAUUGUACAUAUCAUGCUAAAUCAAGUGGUCUACAUUGGAUUUGAUUUGAAUAAUGGGAAAAAUUCACACUUCAAUCAGACCUUUGUGCAUUUUUUUCAUGUUGACCAAAAUAAGAAGUGAGAAGAAUGUCUCCUUUGAUAAUUGGAUUAUAUUAACUAUGGAAAAAUAAUCACUUGUUUUACCCUUUCUUUCAAAGCCUGUAUAUAAGCAGAUAUGCUGUUUGUUUGUAUAGUGUUCUGUUGCUCAACCCUAUCUAUGCAUAUUUCAUUAAUAUCAAUCUUAUCGGAUCACAAUGAAUCCAUGAUGUAUUUCCAAAUUUUAACCAUUAAAUGUGCUUGAAUUACAAAACUA